AUGCGUGCUGCUGAAGCAACAAAAGCAGUGCAGCAGCAGCAAAGACAGCUGGAUGGGCUGCAGCAGCUGCUGCUGCAGCGCAUGCAGACACCCCACAUAUUUGGGGCUGCGCAGCACCUGCUGCUGUCCUCGCAGCUGCGGAGCUGGGAUCGUCUCCUGCAGCGAGCUCAGCAGCAGCAGCAGCAGGAGUGGGGUAGAGCACAGAAGAAGAAGAAUUUGUUGCGGCAGGAGCUAGCAGCAGCAGCAGCAACAAACACAUAUCUUGCUGCUGUUGAUGCUGCAUGCAGAGACAUACUUGCUGCCCGCAGAGCUGUGGGGUGGGGGAGACGGGAGCGGGAUCGUCUCCUCCUGCUGGAGGAGCUGCAGGGUGUGGGGCGCGAGGCCCUCGUAAGAGAGAUAGGUGUGGGGUCUGAGUCUGUGCUGCUGCAGCAGGCAGCAGCAAGUCGGUGGCAGCAGCAGCAGCAAACUGCUGCUGCGCUGCAGCAGCUGCAGCAGCAGUCGGAGCAGCAGGUUGUUGAGCUGCUGCAGCAGAUGCAUGCUGCUGCAGCAGAAUACCCAGCCUCUAGGGGUUAUCCUCUCGCUUUCUUUCCUUUUGUUGCUGGGCUUAUAAAGGAGACAAGGAGACAGCAGCACUAUCUAUAUGAGUUGUCGCUGCUGCAUGCAUGCAGCUACUCUUCUCUGCUGCAGGAGACGCAGCAGCUGCUGCUGCAGGCACUCGAGACAGCCCACAACCGCAGCAACAGCCUCAGCACAAACAGCAGCAGCAGCAGCAGCAGCAGCAGCAGCAGCAGCAGCAGCAGCAGCUGCAUGCAAGGAGACACAGGAGAUGAGGAGACACUGGACCUCAUCAGCACAGCUCAUAUAGAUGCGCUGCAGCAGCAAGAAGCAAAGGAGACAGUUUGGUUGCUGUCGAUGGAGGAGAUAGAAGAAAAGUAUAUAAAUGAAGUUGUUAUGCAUGCAACAGCAGCAGCAGAGAACAAAGACAAAAAAAUAAAAAAAAAACAAAACACAAAGACAACCACCAUGAUGCUGCAGCAGAGGAAACCUCUGGCCUUCAGCAGCAGAAUCAGCAGCAAACUACACGCCACACAACGACUACAACAGCAGCAGCAGCAGCAGCAACAGCAGCAGCAGCAGCUGCCGCAGCAGCAGCAGCAGCAGCAGCUGCCGCAGCAGCAGCAGCAGCAGCAGCAGAAGCAGAAGCAGCAGAAGCCGAUGCAGAAGAAGCAGCAGACACAGCGACAGCAGCAGCAGAAGCCACAGCAGCGGCAGCAGCAACCAUCACGCACUGUUAGUGAUAGAGCAGCAGGGUUUGGUGCUGCAGCAGCAGCAGCAGCAGCAGGAGCAGAUGAUGAUCUAUCUCUUUCUUCUGUCCCCCUGCUGUCUCCGCUGGAUACGGGAUCGAGUGGUGUGGGGUUGAGAGAGAAGAAGAGGGGGGGGAUGAUAGACAGAGAAAAAGAGAAAAAAACAAAAGAAAAAGAACAAAAGGAGACAGCAGCAGCAACCAUCACGCACUGUUAG
Molecule: messenger RNA, 1521 nt
Organism: Eimeria mitis
Lineage: Eukaryota; Apicomplexa; Conoidasida; Eucoccidiorida; Eimeriidae
Exons: 2
Coding region: 1-1521 (506 amino acids)
Source: RefSeq, a predicted model, not a curated record